UCCACCCCCUCUCUCUCUCUUCAAAAAGUUUCCUUACAUUUUCUAUUUAUCUUGAAUUAAAUCAACUCUUCCUAAAAUCCUACAUCUCUUCUCUCUCUCUCAAAAUGGCUGAGAAAGUCUACCCUUCCAAGCCCAGCCCGGUCGGUGCUGCCGCCCCGAACCCACCGUUCCCCUCCACCAAAGCCCAGCUCUAUGGCGCCAACCGCCCGGCCUACCGCCCUCAGCCCCCGCGCCGCCACCGCCGCAGCUGCUGCUGCUCCUUCUGCAUGUUCCUCACCCUCCUUGUCCUCGCCCUUCUCUUCCUCGCCGCCAUCCUCGCAACUGUCCUCUUCCUCGUCUACCGCCCCCACCGCCCAACCUUCGCCGUCUCCGCCCUCAAGUUGUCCUACCUCAACGUCUCCCAGUCCUCCUCCACCGUCAGCUCCAAGUUCGACCUCAACGUCACCGCCAAGAACCCCAACAAGAAGCUUGUGUACUACUACGGCCCCAUGACCAUAUCGGUCUCCAGCGACGGGGUGCACCUCGGCGAAGGCUCCUUCCCUUCCUUCGUGCAUGGGACCAAGAACACCACGUUGCUGGAGACCUCAAUCGCGAGCGACGGCGGCGGAGCGAUCGACACGGCACCCCUUGCGAAGCUGACGUCGGACAUGAAGGGCAAGAGCGGGCUGCCGUUGGAGGUGAAGCUGGAGACGAAGGUCAAAGCGAAGAUGGGGAGCUUGAAGACGCCGAAGGUCCAGAUCAGAGUGACGUGCGUGGGGAUCAAGGUACGCGUGCCAAGCGGGAACGCGACGGCGACGGCGUCCACGGCGGGGGCGGAGUGCAAGGUCCGCACGAGGGUCAAGAUUUGGAAAUGGACGUUUUGAUGGAGGUCUAUACGAUUUUUGUGGCAUAGUGAUAUUGUUUUCCCUUGUAUACUUUCGGUUCUUACCAUUGAACUAUCUCUCCUUUUCUCUUUUGUUCAUGGCAUUGUGUUUG
Rhodamnia argentea is the source of this 975-nucleotide messenger RNA. RefSeq names its product NDR1/HIN1-like protein 6. Lineage: Eukaryota; Viridiplantae; Streptophyta; Magnoliopsida; Myrtales; Myrtaceae. The transcript has a single exon. The record is from RefSeq and is a predicted model, not a curated record. Gene Ontology annotation, cellular component: plasma membrane. Bases 105 to 863 code for a protein of 252 amino acids.